Messenger RNA from Cajanus cajan (pigeon pea), 2781 nucleotides. The record is from RefSeq and is a predicted model, not a curated record. NCBI's taxonomy places the organism in Eukaryota, Viridiplantae, Streptophyta, Magnoliopsida, Fabales, Fabaceae.
GUGAAAGAUCCAUUUUGUGCAUAAUUGCAUGUACAGGCAUUAGCCCUUGAUCAAACCAAGCCACUAUUCAUCUGGUUUUCGUUGACGAACUUCCCAUAACCUUGGUUCUAUCAUCAUGGAGAUCAAUGAAAAUGCAUCCUCAGACAACAUGAACUUUAUCAAGUAUAAGGUACCUAAGAAACAGCCUUAUAGAACUUGGUACCACUUUCAAUCCCCACAAAAUUGGAUGAACGAUCCAAAUGCACCUAUGUACUACAAAGGAGUUUACCACUUUUUCUACCAACAUAACCCUCAUGCAGCAACCUUUGGUGAUAAAAUGGUGUGGGCUCACUCGGUGUCCUAUGAUCUCAUCAAUUGGAUUCAUCUAAAUCAUGCCAUUGAACCAAGUGAGCCCUAUGACAUCAACAGCUGCUGGUCAGGGUCAGCCACUAUACUCCCAGGUAAAGAGCAACCUCUUAUUUUGUACACAGGAAUUGAUAAUAAUAAGCAUCAAGUUCAGAACUUAGCCAUGCCAAAGAAUCCCUCAGACCCCUUCUUAAGGGAAUGGGUGAAACACCCACAGAACCCUGUCAUGACUCCACCAAGUGGAGUUGAAGUGAAUAAUUUCAGAGACCCUUCAACUGCUUCGCAGGGAAAAGAUGGAAAAUGGAGAGUAGUCAUUGGUGCUCAAAAUGGUGAUGAAGGGAAAGUAGUUCUUUAUCUAAGUGAGGAUUUUGUUAAUUGGACUCAGGAUCCUAAUCCCUUUUAUGCAACAGAUAAUACAGGUGUUUGUGAGUGUCCAGACUUUUUUCCUGUGUACUUCAAUGGAAGCACAAAUGGUGUGGAUACAUCUUUGCAUGAUCCAAGUGUUAGACAAGUCUUUAAGAUAAGCUAUCUUUGCAGACACGAGGACUAUUAUUUUCUUGGUAAAUAUGUUUGUGAUGAGGGGAACUUUAUCCCUGAUGUUAAGUUCACAGGAACUAGUUUGGACUUAAGGUUGGACUAUGGUAAAUUUUAUGCCUCAAAGUCAUUUUUUGAUCAUGCUAAGAAUAGGAGGAUAUUAUGGAGGUGGGUGAAUGAGUGUGACACUACACAAGAUGACAUUGAGAAAGGAUGGGCUGGUUUACAGUGUAUUCCAAGACAAGUUUGGCUUGAUGAAAGUGGGAAAAGGUUGAUGCACUGGCCAAUUGAAGAGGUAGAAAAACUACGUGACAAACAAAUUAGCAUAAUGGGAGAGAAACUGGUUGGUGGAACAAUUCUUGAAGUCUCAGGUAUCACUGCAUCACAGGCCGAUGUAGAAGUGUUAUUUGAACUACCAGAACUAGAGAAUGCAGAGUGGCUAGAUGAAAGUGAAGUUGAUCCCCACUUGCUGUGUAGUGAAGAAUAUGCAUCUAGAAGUGGCAUAAUAGGGCCAUUUGGUUUGUUAGCUUUAGCAUCAGAGGACCAAGCAGAACACACUGCAAUCUUCUUCAGAAUAUAUAGAGCUCCCAAUAGAUAUGUAUGCUUCAUGUGUAGCGACCAGAGCAAGUCUUCAUUGCGACAGGACCUUGAUAAAACAACAUAUGGAACCAUCUUUGACAUAGAUCCUAAUCUCAAAACGAUUUCACUUAGAAGCUUGAUUGAUCGCUCCAUUAUUGAGAGUUUUGGGGAGAAAGGGAGAAUUUGUAUAACUGCUAGAGUUUAUCCAUCAUUGGCCAUAGACAAAGAUGCACAUCUUUAUGUAUUCAACAACGGAAGCAAGAGUGUGGUGAUUUCAGAACUGAAUGCUUGGAGCAUGAAGCAAGCAGAAUUUGUUCAAGAGGAAAGCAUAAAUAAACUGUAGCUAGCUAAGAAAAGAAGGAUUUGGAUAAUCAUGAACAUUUGAUCUAGAUACUUUAUAUUGUGUGUGAUAUUCACUCCUUGUGAUUGUUUCAUAUGAAAAAUAAAAAUUAAAAUAAAUUACUAAACCCAUUACAUUGGACUUUUUGACUGAAAUAAAUUAAAAAAAAAUUAAAAUACAUAAAAUAAAUUAAAAAAAAAUUAAUUACUAAAGUAGGUGAUUUUUGACACAAGAAGACAUAACAUAAAAAAACGCGGAAAAGGGUGGUUUGUAGAUGGUCCCUCCCCCAUUCGUUUUCCAUUACUGACGUGGCAUGUGGCCUGGAUUUGAAGAUGGUGCCUUAACCCCCGAGCCUUCUUCAAUGCUACAGAAAACCCCUCCGCCAUGCGCCUCCUUUAAUCUGACAGCGUGGCAAAAGAUGACGCCUCCAUAGCUGGCGCCAUCAAUUUACACCGCUUGUGAAACAUAAGAAGGUGUUCCUGCACUUCUACAUACUGGGGUGGUAUUCGACCGGGAGUGAUGCGGAGGAAACAAGAUAUGCAUAUUCACAAAGCUGCACCAUUUCAUAACUGUCUAUCAUCCCUUGGACCUUGCAACACAUUUUGCAACACAUUUAUGGAUUGAAGGAGGUGCAUGGGGGAGGAGUUUGCUGUAGCAUUGAAGAAGGCACAGGGGGUUAAGACGCCAUCUUCAAACCCAGCACGUCAUUAAUGGAAAGAGGUGCCAUCUGCAAAACGCCUUCCCUUACGUUUUUUAUGCCACGUCACCUCUUACGUGUCAAAAAUCGUUGGUGAUUAGUUUCUUUUUUAAAUUUAUUUUAUGUAUUUUUUUUAAUUUAUUUCAGCCAAAAAGCCAUUACAUUGUUCAUAGCUCAAUAAGUGACAAACCCGGUGUAUGGGUGCAAAACAUUAGUACUGGCUAGUGGUAACAAAUAUAUGUAUGAAUGAUUCUUCACUAGAUUUGAUUAAGAACAUAUAUUUUGU